This is a messenger RNA of Diabrotica balteata, 925 nucleotides long. Lineage: Eukaryota; Metazoa; Arthropoda; Insecta; Coleoptera; Chrysomelidae. The record is from the annotation of a GenBank genome assembly.
ACCCGAUAAAGGAAGAAGAAGAAAAAUUUUUAGGUUAUGAAGUUGAAUUAAUAAAAACAUGAUCGGAAAUAAAAUAUUAAAUACUUUUUUAAAACAACAGCGAAUUAGUGUUAUUCGUAAAUUUAGUUCUCAAAUUAACAUUGAAAAACUAGAAGAGGAAUCUAAUUUAAGUCCCAGUGAUUUUAUAAGUGACGAAGCAAAAGCUAGAGAUGCUAUAAUCGAACAAAAACGAAACAAAUCUCGUCUUAGAGAACAGGGUAGAAGCAUAUUAAUGAAUAAAAAUCCUUACCCUGAGCCUUGUGCUUCCCAUCACGGAACCUUAAAAUAUAUUAGACGAACCUAUGGAUGUUACGGAGAAGCUUCAGGAGUAAAUCCUUCUCUGUGUUGGCCUGUAAAAGAAGAAUUAGAUAGUUCAAAAGAAUAUGAAAGGCUUAAGCAUCCAUACACUAUACCAGAAAUGAUUGCUGAAGCAGCAAAGUUAAAGAAAGAGAAAGAAGAAAGGACUGCUAUGAGACAGGAGGAAAUUGUUAAGAGAAUGCAAAAAUUAGAAGGAUGGAAACAGGAUUUAUUCAAUAGAAUAGCCAAAAAGGAAGCUGAAGCAAGAUCAGUAAAGGAACGCAAGGAGAGGCUUGUAGAAGAAGUCAAGAGACAUUUCGGUUAUUCUGUAGACCCCAAAGAUGAGAGAUUCAAAGAAAUGCUAGAAAAGAAAGAGAAAGAACAGAGAAAAGCUCUAAAAGAAGAGCGACGCAAACAAAAAGAGGCAAAAUUGAUGGAUAAAGUUUCCAAAAAGGGGAAUCAUGAGAAUCAAGAUAAUGAAAAAGAAAGUGAUGAUAAAGAAGAGUCGAGUAAAAAUAAGAACAUAAAAGAGGAAUAAAAUGUGUUAAAUAUAGUUUUAAUUUUGAAACUAAUUAUAGUUGUUAUUUAA